AGAAAAUUUUAACUAAAAUAGGUGGUACGUUUGAGGUUUAAUUUUCCUUAUCAGUUCUUUUUUGAGUUUAAAUUUUCAUGAUACUAAAUAGAUCCUUUAAUUUUAUAGAAAUCUUAUUCUACUCAAUGGAAAUCUUAUCUAUUGCUGGAGGUGCUUUUUUAUCUGUUGCUUUUGAGAGGCUCUUUAAGAAGUUGAAGUUCAGCAGAUCACUCAAUUUGCAGAAGCGGGUCCUUAAUAAGUUGCAAAACUGGGAGAGCUUAUUGCCGAUAAUCUUUGCCCUUCUUGAAGAUGCAGAAGAAAAGCAGAUGUCUAAUUCCAACCGGUUGAUAAAGAUAUGGCUUGCUGAAAUUAGGGACUUGGCUUAUGAUAUGGAGGACAUCUUAGAUGAAUUACAAGUUGAUUCUCAGAGAAGCAGUUUGAAUAUUACAAAACCUUACCAAGCCAGCACUAGUAAAUUCAUCCCCUCAUGCUUCAACUGUUUUAAACAGAAUGAUUUGUUGAUCUCUAAUUCCCAGACCAUUUCUAAGGUGGAUGACAUCACCCUCAGAUUGCAACGUCUGGUAAAUGAAUCAAACACACUCGGCUUAAUAAUGGAAGUUGGAGAUAAGCCUGGUGAAAUGGCUCUAGGAAGGUCACCCAGUACUUCUCUACCUGAACUUUAUGUUUGUGGUCGACAAACCGAAAAAGCAGCUAUCCUUGACAAGUUGCUUAAUGAUGAAGGCGGUUCUAAAGGAUUUUGUGUUAUUUCCAUCCUUGGAAUGGGAGGUAUUGGCAAGACCACUUUAGCUCGACUUGUUUACAACGAGGUGACCCCAGAAAACUUUCAGCUUAAAUCCUGGGUUUGUGUCUCUGAUCAAUUUGAUAUUACAAGCAUAACAAGAACCAUUCUAGAGGCAAUUGGGGCAAAGUGUGUUUUGAAUGAUUUAAAUUUGCUUCAACAAGAAUUGAACAGCAGGUUAUCUAACAAGAAGUUUUUAAUUGUACUAGAUGACGUUUGGAAUGAGGACUACUUAUUGUGGGAUAGUCUACAAAAACCAUUCUUAUCAGGAGCAGCUGGAAGUAAAAUAAUCAUCACAACUCGCAAUGAGCGUGUUGUAGAUAUUAUGGGAGGGUUGGAUAGAGUUUACCAUCUAGAAGUAUUGAAGGAUGAAGAGUGCUUGUCAGUGUUUGCUCAACAUGCGUUGGGAACAGACAAUUUUGAUGCACACCCAAAUUUAAAAGAAAUUGGUGAGAAAAUUGUUAAAAGGUGCAAAGGAUUGCCAUUGGCAGCAAAAACCCUUGGGGGCCUCCUAUGUGGUAAGUUAAGCCGUCCUAUGUGGGAACGCAUUCUAAAUAGUGAAAUAUGGGAGCUGCAAGAAACUAGAAGUAACAUUCUUCCAGCUUUAAGAUUGAGCUAUCAUUAUCUUCCUUCUUAUUUGAAGCCAUGUUUUGCUUACUGUGCAUUGUUUCCUAAAGACUACGAGUUUGAGAAGAACCAGCUUGUUUUGUUGUGGAUAGCUAGUGGGCUUUUACAACAACAAUCAAUAGAAGCUGGUCAUCUAUAUUUCUCUGAGUUAGUUUCAAGAGCAUUUUUUCAAAGUUCUAGUGGGAAUAAAUCACGAUAUGUGAUGCAUGAUCUCAUACAUGAUUUAGCUCGGUUUGUUGCUGGAGAAUCGUGCUUCAAUCUUGAAUAUAUGUUGGAGGUUGAUAAAAAAUUGAAAGUGAAUUUUGAAAAGAUAAAUGAGCUGCCAGAUUCAAUUGGAGAUUUAGUACAUUUGAAGUACCUUAAUUUGUCAGAAACUCUAAUUGAAAGUCUACCUGAGUCAGUGGGUUUUCUCCUCCAAUUACAGACACUGUUGCUUUUCAACUGCCACAGGUUUCUGAAGUUACCUAUGGCAAUUGGGAACUUAAUUGACCUUCAUCAUUUGGAUAUUAGAGGUACAGAUUUCUUGAAAGACAUGCCAUCAGGAAUGGGUAAUCUAAAAAAUCUCUUAACAUUGUCCAAAUUUAUUGUGGGGAAGGAAGAUGGAUUGAUGGGAUUAUCUGAUUUGAGAAACUUCUUGCAACUUGGAGGUAACUUGUCUAUCCUAAAUCUACAAAAUGUUUUGAAUGUUCAAGAUGCUAUGAAUGCCAAUCUAGAGAAUAUUGAUGGUCUUGAUGAGUUACUUUUGGAGUGGACUUCUGAUUUUGGUAAUUCAAGGAAUGAAAGCAAUGAAGAAAUUCAAGUUCUCAAUUGGUUGAAACCUCAUUCAAAUUUGAAAAGUCUCACAAUUGUUUCCUAUGGUGGCCGAAAAUUCCCUUUAUGGAUUGGUGAUCCAUUUUUUUCUAAUUUAUCAUAUUUGGAGCUUAGAGAUUGUAAGAGAUGCACUUUGUUACCGUCACUUGGGCAAUCACUUGUUCUCAAAGAAUUGAUUAUUGAAGGCAUGGAGGGAAUAGAAGUAGUGGGUCUAGAGUUUUAUGGGAGUGGAACUUUUUCAUCACUAGAGAAGCUGGUUUUUCAAAACAUGUUAAAUUGGAAGGAAUGGACUUCUCCAACUAGAAGUGGAGGUGAAUUCCCUUGCCUUGGCCAGCUUAAGAUUAAAAAUUGUCCUAAGUUGACAGGUCAGUUACCUAGCCACCUUUCUUCUUUGGUGAAUCUUGUGAUAAAUGGAUGCCCAGAUUUUAGAUGCUCAUCUACUACGAGUCUUGUGCCACUUAAAAAGCUUCAUAUUAGAGACUGCAAUGUUAUUCUUUUGAAGAGCAUGGUUGAUCUCCCCUCUCUUACUGAAUUGACCAUUGAGAAUAUUUCAGAGAUGUCUUGCUUGCCUCAGUGUUUUACACAGUUCUUAAUAGCUCUUGAGAAUCUUGAAAUUGAAGGGUGCGAAGAACUUGCUUGUUUGUGGGAGGAUGGAUCAGAAAUAGCAAACCUUGCUUGUCUUGAGAACAUGGACAUUAGGAGUUGUCCUUUGCUUGUGUCGUUGACAAGGAAAGAACAAGGCCUCUUUCCUUUGAAUCUUAAACAUCUUGCCCUCUAUAGUUGUGAGGCAUUAGAGUCAUUAUUACCUGAUCUGCUGAUGAGGAAGAUGGAUGGAAGCAGUAGUAAUAGCUCCAACGUGUUGGGACUUGAAGAAUUGGUACUUGAUGGUUGUCCCUCUCUCAAGUCAUUGUCCUUACCCACCACACUUAAGCAGUUGACAAUAUACGGAUGUAAAAAUCUUUCUCUGCUGGGUGAAAUACUGAUGCAUGAAGAUGAUGGUGACAACAACAGCAAUCUAGAAUAUUUAUAUAUAGAGGAAUUUCCAUCUCUAAACUCUUUUCAAGGAGGUCAGCUACCAGCUUCUCUUAAGCAAUUUGAAGUUACAAAUUGCAAGCGGUUAGAAUCUUUUCCAAAGGGGUUGCUGCAACAUUGUACAGGACUUGGAUUCAUUCGUAUUUGGCGUUGUGACAUGUUGAAAAGCUUACCCAGCCUUGAAUGCCUCAGCAAUCUCAUUGAAUUAGAAAUUGCAGAUUGUAAAGCUUUGGAGUCCAUCCCAGAUUUGGGCUUAUGCACCCCCAAUCUCAAGGAGUUGACAAUCGAGGGUUGUAAGAAUCUCAAGUCCUUCCUAAAUUCUACUACAAUGGACCAGCUGAAAUUGCUUCAGGUACUAAGCAUAAGGGAUUGUCCAAGCAUAGAGUUGAUUCCAUUUCCAGGUGAGAAAGUGAACAGGGGCUUAAUUGAAGUUUUGCUCCCUAACUUAGCAGCUCUUUCAUUAGACGAUGUGAUUCUCAAGUUUCUACUACCAAAUACGACUCAGAAACUAUACAAUCCAGUUCCAGAUGGGCAUUUGGCAACGAUGGCGGGAUGCAGCCUCCAGAAGCUUACCUCUCUUCAAUACUUGAAAAUUAGCAGUCGGACAUGGCCACCGGAUGUUGUGCUGCCUUCUUCUUUAACCACUCUCUCCAUCGGACUGGUUGAAAAUCUGGAAUCAUUACCCAGACAGCUCCUGCAAAACCUAAACUCUCUUCAAAGGUUGGCAAUAUGGAACUGCCCCAAGUUACGAUCCUUGCCAAAGGAAGGCUUACCUCCCUCACUUGGAGCACUUCGGAUCUACGACUGUCCGCUUCUAAAACCACAGCGCUUUGAGGCGAAAGGAGACUAUUGGCCUCUCACAUGUACCAUCCCUUGCGUUGAAAUAGAUAAGCAUCAGGUAAUGAGACCUACUGCUCUGAAACUGAAACUGGGUAUCAUGUUAUGCUUUUUCAUCUGAAAUUUUUGAUUUACGAUUUAUAUUUAUAAAACUAAAGUAAGGCU
Messenger RNA from Rubroshorea leprosula, 4249 nucleotides. The record is from the annotation of a GenBank genome assembly. Lineage: Eukaryota; Viridiplantae; Streptophyta; Magnoliopsida; Malvales; Dipterocarpaceae.